Molecule: messenger RNA, 1551 nt
Organism: Populus trichocarpa (black cottonwood)
Lineage: Eukaryota; Viridiplantae; Streptophyta; Magnoliopsida; Malpighiales; Salicaceae
Exons: 4
Coding region: 80-1303 (407 amino acids)
Source: RefSeq, a predicted model, not a curated record
ACAAAUAAAAGGGAAAACAAAGACAAAGCCCCCAUUCUUUUUCAAAAAUCCACCCCUCACCCGCACCAGAUUUUCCGCCAUGGAAGCUCCCGUAAGGGUCAUCAAUCGCAGUCUCUUCACUAAACCAACAUCAACGACUUCAAAUUUUCUAAAACCCAUUUCAAUAAUCCAUCGAUCGAUACCCUCACAACGACAAAAUCUCCAGACCCACAUCGUAUCAACACCCAAAUUGUCUCAUUCUCGCAUUCACUCUUCAUUUUCACCGUUCUCUCACUCACCCGUUACUCCUAAUUCAAACCCCAUUAAAUUCCUCCUCUCGCUUUCCUCUUCUCAUCUCUCAAACCCCACCAAGAACUCUGAUUUUAACUUCAAAUCUCAUCAAAAUGAGAGGCCUUUUACGUGGAACAAAGCACCAGAGAGUGUUGUUAGCGGUAAAGGUAGUGUCUUUAGUGAUAAAAAACCAGUUGCGACUGUGGUUCUGCUUGGCUGGCUUGGAGCUAGAGAGAAACAUCUCAGAAAGUACGUGGAAUGGUAUAAUUCAAGAGGGAUUCAUGCUGUUACGUUUGUCGUUGAUAUGAGAGAGUUGCUUUGCUUUGAUUUUGGGAAGAGAGUGGAGAAGAGGAUCACUGAAUUGGCUAAUGAGCUUGUUUCGUGGGUUUCUGAGAGAGAAGAUGAUGGUAGAGAGAGAUGUUUGUUUUUUCACACCUUUAGUAACACUGGUUGGCUUGUGUAUGGUUAUAUCCUUGGGGUUAUGCAAGAGAGGGAGGGACUAAUUGAGAAGAUUAAAGGGUGUGUUUCUGAUUCUGGAGGUGGCAAUCAGUUAAAUCCUAAGGUCUGGGCUGGUGGGUUCUCUGCUGCCUUGCUGAAGAAACGCAGCUCUUCUGUGCAAGUUAUUGAGACUAAAGAAAUAAAUGGAUUAGAAAAUCAAGCCAGUGAAUCAAAAGAGCAAGAAAAUGAACCUUCAAUGAUCGAGGCCAUGGUGCUAUAUGUAUUUGAGAUGCUAUUCUCUGUAGUUCUGAAGUUGCCAGAAGUGGAUCAGAAGUUAACGGAAAUUGUGUCCACACUCUCAAAAAAGCAGCCUUCCUGUCCCCACCUUUUUCUAUAUAGCACAGCAGAUAAACUUGUUCCAUUUCAAUUGAUAGAGUUGGAGAUCCAGGAUCAGAGGAGAAUGGGGAGAAGGGUAAUGUCCUAUAAUUUUGAGUCAUCCCCCCAUGUGGACCACUUCAGAACUUUCCCCGAUAUGUAUUCAUUACUGCUUCAUAAUUUCUUGAAGGAGUGUUUUCCAGUAGCUAAACAGAUUUGAAUUCUGAAAAUGCAUGUUAUUUCCAUCAAAAAGUCACGUGUUCCUUAGCCACCAUUGAUGUUGUUGUACUGGAAGCUUACUGAUAAAUAAAAAUCAUAAGGGAGGGUGUCUCUCUAAUAGACAACAAAAAUGCAUGUAAUUUCUUUCAAACAGUCGUGUGCUCCUUAGCCACCAUUGAUGUUGUUGUACUGGAAGCUUAUUGAUAAAUAAAAAUCAUAAGGGAGGGUGUCUCUCCAUUAGACAACAAA